Molecule: messenger RNA, 1293 nt
Organism: Lampris incognitus (smalleye Pacific opah)
Lineage: Eukaryota; Metazoa; Chordata; Actinopteri; Lampriformes; Lampridae
Gene: sumo3b
Product: small ubiquitin like modifier 3b
Exons: 4
Coding region: 114-401 (95 amino acids)
Biological process (GO): protein sumoylation
Cellular component (GO): nucleus
Molecular function (GO): ubiquitin-like protein ligase binding; protein tag activity
Source: RefSeq, a predicted model, not a curated record
CCGGACUCAAAGAGGAUAAGAGCGAGGCGCUGAAAGCCCGCUGCUACCACUCUGCCAGCGGCCCGGCCAGCUCCCCGUCUCGCAGCUCCCGCAAAGUCCUCCACACCGGCGCCAUGUCCGAAGAAAAGCCAAAGGAAGGCGUGAAGACGGAGAACGACCACAUCAACCUGAAAGUAGCUGGGCAGGAUGGGUCGGUGGUACAGUUCAAAAUCAAAAGGCACACUCCGCUCAGCAAGCUAAUGAAGGCGUACUGCGAAAGACAGGGUUUGUCAAUUCGCCAGAUAAGGUUUAGGUUUGACGGACAGCCAAUCAAUGAAACAGACACGCCUGCACAGCUGGAAAUGGAGGAUGAAGACACUAUUGAUGUAUUCCAACAACAGACAGGAGGGGCCUCUUCUUAAAUGGAAAUUGGACACACCUCACAGAGGACUCUACACUUGGACAAGCGUCCACAUUAUAUCAUUAUGUAAUUGUUCUUUUUUUAUUAUUAUUAUUUUUAUUUUUCUCAAUCUUCUUGCCCAAACUCCCAAGUUCUACAAAUCCAUUAAAGAAGGUGGGGUUAUUUCGGUGGGGCCACAUCCUAACUUUGAGAUGGAAGUUUGUUUUUUUACACAUAAAUGCUUUUAUCUAUUCACUCAUGGAGAGUAUAGUGUUAUUUUCAAAGGUAGAUCUCAGGCUGCCUAUGGUUUGCAUGGUGUUCAUGAUGAUUUGAGAAAGAUGGCCUCCUGCAUUUCAUUAUUAAAAGAUGCCACCAUCCACUUUUUUAAACGGUCUUGCAGCUAAGCAUUCAAAUCGAAGAUGGACAACUGUUGAGUCGUGGUAGAUAAGACACGCUUGCAUAUGUAAGUUGAACCAACCUCUCCAGUCCAUAGCGGCGAGACUUCACAGCUUACAGAUUUCUUAUCAUGUAACUCAAUUUAAGCUGUUUUUUUAAGCACAAAAACGUUUGCUUUGUCCAUGCUGUUGUUUGACAGAACAACCUGCUCAGAGAGAUGUGUAUGGAUGCUUUACCUCAACAGUGUCACACCCAUUGCUGAUUGGCUUGAACAAUAAAGAAUCAUGAUGUUUUAUGGACCAAAAUUGCUGAUGGAACAGUGUUAGGAGUAAAAUGGUUUGGUAAAUAAAGACUGUCAGAAGGAGGCAGCCUUGUUUUGUGUGUGUGUGUCUCUGUGUGUCUCUGUGUGUGUGUCCACAUAGGGGAGUAAUUCUGUUAAGUUUGAUCUCUGCCUUUUGCCCACAAUGUCACCAUUUAUAGAAUAAAAGGGGUACUGCCUUGUCCAGUCCAUAAACAAU